Aspergillus nomiae NRRL 13137 is the source of this 2073-nucleotide messenger RNA. RefSeq lists its product as uncharacterized. The coding region runs from base 1 to 2073 and encodes 690 amino acids. The record is from RefSeq and is a predicted model, not a curated record. The transcript is spliced from 7 exons. Lineage: Eukaryota; Fungi; Ascomycota; Eurotiomycetes; Eurotiales; Aspergillaceae.
AUGUCUCAACGCUCCAGCAUCAGGAAUUAUUUCAAACGGCCAGAUUUUUCAGCUAGCAGAGACUCCCGGUACGAGGAUCCAAGCGAACCUCCUGCUGCGAGUUCUCAGUCUUCUCCCCUCAGUGAACCACCGUCGUCUUUUGUAUCAAAUGGUGGAUCUCCACAAACUCCAGACGGUCCAGCAUUGCAGUUGAAACGGUCAUUGUUGCUCUCUGUCACAGAUUCCACAGAAAAUUCACAGCACCAACCAAGUUCUCAAAAUACUGAACCCACAGCUUCUGACCCAGCAUUACCACCGAGCUUCAACUUAGCCCAGCGCGUUGUAAGGAACGGAAGAGAAGUUGUAAUUAGCUCCGAUGGUGAAGAUACGGACGCAAGCGAGGUCUUUGAAGAUCCAACCUCUCUUUUUCUGAAAUUCGCGAAACCAGAUGGUGCCUCUACAAGUGAGGAUACAAACAAUGAUUCUUCUAGCUACGGGAGGACUUUGCGUUCCCUGCCGUCAAAAGAUGAAGUGAAACCCAGAAGGUUUUCUCUGAGUCGCGUUUCCGCUCCGAAGUACAAGCACUCCAUUGAUAGUCUUGUUACUCAAGCCGUCGAUGAUAAUGAGACCGAGGCAAGCAUUGCAAAGCUUAGGGCUGCUUUAGAAGAGGAGAAUGCCCGAAAGGCCGCGUCAAAGUCUGACGCAGCUCCAGGCUUACAACAGUUGCACGAAGGUAUUCUGACAUCGGCGCUCGACGACCAGAAUGACGAAAUGGGGCUGCGACGUCUACUUGAUGCUGUCCGGAGAACGGAAGCAUUUGACAUGGAGAAAUCAUGGUUUUUCUUCGACCACGCCAGUGAAUUAGCUCCUCCUCCGGCGUUUCCACGGAACUGUAUAGCAGCAAAAUCGAGUCUAUCUGUGUUAAGAGAUACUGAAUCGAGAGAGCGAGCAUUUCACUCAGGCUCUGUUGAUUUCGCAUUGUCAAGAGGGCUCCUGCCUGACGAGUUAGUGAUGUGGAUGCUUAAUUCUAUACCGUCGGAGCCUCGAGAUACACUAAGGAACGCUUAUUGCCGGGCAUUCAAGAACACUACUGCAGAACGUAUACAGUCACUUGUGCGACCGGAAAGCAUUGACGCCAUGUUCCAAAUGAUGGGUGCAAACCAGAAGGCAUUGACGUUCUCUGAAGUUAUAGUUCCAGAUGCAGUUCCAAAAAGUGAGGCUAAUAGUUCGCUGCGAGCAGCACCACGACACCACGCUGCUCUGCUGUCCAUCUUAAACCUGCUGCGUGGAGCAGCAGAUCUGUUCUCCGACGAGACUAGAGAGCACAUCCUUAGUAUUCUUUUCCGCCUUUCGCUCGACAUCUCAUUAACUCGCGACCCCAUGGUUUGCUCGGAAUUGGAACGGACUAUAACUGCGGUGUUGGAGAGUAUCUCCGAAGAAACGGCGGAUAAGUUGGUAUAUCGUGUGUGCACAUCUGCCUAUGAAACCAUCAAAGAUCCUGUAUUCCAAAGCCGUCUUUUGACGCACAUCUUGCCAACAUCAAGCUGGAUUGCGAUGCUACGAUGUCGUCUCGCCGUCGCGUUCUUGACCAAGGAUCCUUCCCCACUAACCGAGGAGCCGGACGUGAUGGUAUAUGUAAAAAGAAUAAUCGAUGUACUGAAAGACAAACGAUUUGACGUGAAGAGAUAUAAGUCAAAAGGCCAACCCGAGUACGACUAUGGAGAACUUAUGGCCACUACGAAUGUGCUAAACAUUGCUAUCGAUUCCGGCUGGUCCGGCGUGGACUUUUCGAGCAAGGACGCAGAGCGGGAAUUCAACUCCGAGGUUGAUGUACUCGCGGACCGGAUCAAGAGAAUAUUCACCUCCAUCGAGGAUUCGGGCGCAUCCCAUCUCAAGCGGACCCUAGCGAAGGAAGCCCUUGAAGCCUUGCACUACCGCAUCAUAUACUCUGUCAGGACCAAGCCACGCCCGAAGAAAUCAAUAUUCGGAGAGAAUGGAGUUGAUCGCCAGAACAAAAAAGUUUUCGACCCGUGGAAGGUCAAGAUUAAACAAGACCCGGAAACUCCGACCCAACAACCAGGGGCUUCACCAUGA